Protopolystoma xenopodis is the source of this 618-nucleotide messenger RNA. The record is from the annotation of a GenBank genome assembly. NCBI's taxonomy places the organism in Eukaryota, Metazoa, Platyhelminthes, Monogenea, Polystomatidea, Polystomatidae.
AACCUAGACGAUAUCAAGCAGACAUGGCAAGAAAUGAAGUUCCACCUGUCUGCAUACACUAAAUGCAAGAAAGAGCCACUCCAAAUUCUUACGGGGCUAGAAGAACCCCAGCAAAGCAUGGAAGACCACAUGGUGAUGCUGCAGUCUAUAGGGGGAAGCCGGUUUGCCACGCCAUUUCUUUCUAUAGUGAGAGAUUGGGAGCGAGAUCUUACUAUUACAUGGAUAAUUGUGCAACAGAAAUGGAUGUAUCUCGAAGCGAUUUUCACUGCCGGGGACAUCAGCAAACAACUUCCCCAAGAAGCUGCCAGAUUCGAAGGUAUUGAUAGGUCCUUCCGAAAGAUGAUGCGAGCUGCUCAAGAGGUGCAAUACGUGAUGAAAUGCUGUCUGGCUGACAAACGUCUUGAUGACUUGCGUAACCUUGAACAAGAGCUGGAAAUAUGUCAGAAGGCGCUAAAUGACUACCUGGAGGCUAAACGAAACGCCUUUCCUCGCUUCUUCUUUAUCUCGUCUGAUGAGAUGCUCAGUAUUCUCGGUGGAAAGGAGCUAUCGCUUAUCCAGGAGCAUAUCAUCAAAGUAAAUAUUCAUACUUGUUUAUUGAUUGAUUCUUCGUUUUAUUAA